Messenger RNA from Hansenula anomala, 2073 nucleotides. RefSeq names its product alpha-mannosyltransferase. Gene Ontology annotation, cellular component: Golgi apparatus. Lineage: Eukaryota; Fungi; Ascomycota; Saccharomycetes; Phaffomycetales; Wickerhamomycetaceae. The record is from RefSeq and is a predicted model, not a curated record. The transcript has 2 exons. Gene Ontology annotation, molecular function: alpha-1,3-mannosyltransferase activity. Gene Ontology annotation, biological process: protein O-linked glycosylation. The coding region runs from base 1 to 2073 and encodes 690 amino acids.
AUGAUCAACCAGGCGCUAAGGUAUCUUCAAUCGCUCAGACACCUCGUCUCCAACUUCUCCUUCAACAAGAGACUCAUCAAUCUCAACGUGUUUAUAUUCGUCCUCAUACUCAUCAUCAUAGCCCAAUCUUUAUAUUCUUAUGUUUACUCAACAAACUAUGAUUCCAUAUUGACAAAAUAUGAACCAAAAACUUUCAACAACUUCCCAUUUGAGAAAAAAUGUAACUUGUAUUUUGAUCAUUUGCACAAGUCAAACCAUGAUUGGAUAUUAAACAACUUUGAUACUAAAGGCUAUGAUGAUAAUUACAUUACUUUCCAAGAUUUCCUUGAAUUCAAAAAAACUGCUGAAAAAAAUAUGGUUUUCGAUGAAGCUAAAAUCUUGGAAUUAGAAAAAGAAUUUAAUGAAAGAUCAUUUGACAGUAUUAAAGUUGAUCAAAGAAUUAUUGACGCUGUUACCACUUUAAGAAUCUUUGGUAAAUGUUUCAUUGAAGUUGAUGAUUCUAAGAAACCGGGUUUCAUCUCUUCAAUUUUUGAAGAUAAUAAAAAACAAGGCGAAGAUGAAAAAGAAGCUGAAAAGCAAAACAAACUUCAACAGGAUUUAUGCCAUGAUACUGAAGCUAGAAUUUUCCCAUGGUUAUCAAAUAUCUUACCAACUUAUACUAGAUGGAAUGGUGAAGUUUCACAAGGUUUACCAGAUUUGUCAAAUACUCAAUCUAACUACGAUGAUAAUGAAGAAUUCCAUUCACAUGGUAAAGCUCAUGAUAAAAGAGAAAAUGUCAGAACUAAUUGCUUUUUAAAGAGUUUUAAAAACGCAAUGAAUGGUAAAGGUAUUGUUAUUUCUGCUUCUGAUGGCCAAAAGGAUGAAUUGAUGAGAUUAGCUUUAAUAUUAAGAGCAACUGAUAAUAAGUUACCAAUCCAAGUCAUGCAUAAAGGUGAUUUAUCUGAAAAGAAUCAAAAAGAAUUAAUCCAUCAGUUCAGAAGACCAAUCAAAUUGGAAAACUUACCUUUAUCUUUUGAAAGAUUAGCAUUACAUCAAGCUCCAAAAUUUCCUCCACAAGAUUUAUGGUUUGUCAAUGUUGAAAAUUCAAUCAAUAAAGAUUACAAACAGUAUUUCAAAAAAUAUGCAAACAAAUUAUUAGCUUAUCUUUUCAAUUCAUUUGAAGACAUGAUUUUAAUUGAUACAGAUACUGUUCCAUUUGUUGAAUUGGAAUCAAUCUUAAAAUUCCCAGGAUUUGUGGAAAAAGGUGCUUUCUUCUUCAAAGAUCGUGAAUUAAGAGGUUCAAAUACUCAAAAUCAAGUGAAUUAUUUCAAUAGAUUAUUUCCUUCAAAAUUAGAUAAUUUUUUCUUCCAAAUCCCAUUAGUUACUGAUUUCACUUUGAAAAAUAGAUUUAUUGGUGAUUUAAGAAAUCAUUACAUGGAAAGUGGUGUUGUUGCUAUCAAAAGAACUACCCAUUUCACUGGUAUGUUGUCUGCUGUACAAUUAAACUUUUGGUCAAUCACUGCUAGAAAAAUUCAUGGUGAUAAAGAAUUAUUCUGGUUAGGUCAAUCAAUUGCAGGUAAUGAAAACUAUGAAUUUAAUAGAUUAGGUGCAGCUUCAGUUGGUGAAUUAACUCCACGCGAGAAUAAAUUGUUUCCAGAUUCUUUAGCAAAUGAAUUAUGUGGUAAUCAUCCAGGUCAUGUUAAUGGGUAUGAUAACCAAACUUUAUUAUGGAUCAAUUCAGGUUUCACAUUUUGUAAAAACACUGAUGCUGCAGGUUUUGACGCUGGUAAACCUUUAUUCAAACAAUAUGAUGGUGAUUCAUUAAGAGAACAUUAUAAAGCUGUUACCAAGAUUAGAUCUGCAAUUAUUCCACCACCUCAAGAAAUUGAAGGUAAAAAUGACAAAGGGAAUCCAACUUUAAGUUGGAGUGAUGCUCAUAAAUAUUGUUUCAGUUAUACUUGGUGUGCUUAUGAUGGAGUUGGUGAAAUGUCUAAUGAUAUAGAGAGAGGUUUCUUGGUUAAUUUUGAUGACCAACAGGUGAAGACAUUUGAUUUCUUUGGUGAUUUAUGGAUGAAGGGUGUAAGAGAGGAUUGA